Molecule: messenger RNA, 543 nt
Organism: Caenorhabditis bovis
Lineage: Eukaryota; Metazoa; Nematoda; Chromadorea; Rhabditida; Rhabditidae
Source: the annotation of a GenBank genome assembly
AUGCAAAAACCUACCAUCUGCAGCAAUCCAUUCAAUCCUUUUGUGAACAUGUCCGAUAGAUCUCCAUCUCCACCGGUCAACCACCGUGAAAUGACUCUAGCAGAGAAGCGCAGGGUCCACUUGCACUUCCUCCGCUUGCGAGUCAAUGCUGAAGUCGAUGAGGUCCAACAAUUCUUACACUCCGUUUUUAAUGGCGAGGAAGAAUCUGUUCUCAUCGAUCCGUUACUUUCCAAACCCUACUUCUUCUUUUCUCUCAUUACCGACGUCGAUGCCACCAUUAUUCCAGCCGGUACCACUUUUAAUUUCGAUGGUGUCUCGAGGCUUCUCGAGAUUCGUGCUCGUAACGUCGAACUCACUAGACCAUAUUUAAUUGUUGCUGAAAACGACGUUUGGGUUAAUGCUAUUCAUUUGGUGUCGGGCUCAGUUAUUUAUUUUUCUGUUUACCUUCUUUAUUUAAACUAUCCCAACUAUGUUGUUGAAGAGGAAUUCAUGGAAAACCUUGUUGAGAGUGUCGUCCAUUCUCUGGACAGACGAAAUCAGUAA